Molecule: messenger RNA, 1314 nt
Organism: Zymoseptoria tritici IPO323
Lineage: Eukaryota; Fungi; Ascomycota; Dothideomycetes; Mycosphaerellales; Mycosphaerellaceae
Exons: 1
Coding region: 1-1314 (437 amino acids)
Source: RefSeq, a predicted model, not a curated record
AUGAAAACGCUCGUCUUGACUCACCGCGACCGCCGUACGCACGCAAAUUUCCUGGCGUUGCCGCCCGAGGUGAGGCUGCGUUGCUACGAGUACAUGUUGAUCCCUCCAUUACCCAUACACGCCCUCCGCCACCAACCCACCUGCCACAACCACAAUCCUCUCGCCGCCUCAAUUCCGCCGCCAUACAUACCCGCCCUCCAAAAUCGUCCCAAACCAGCCUCAUGGCGCUCCCUCCUCCCCCGGGAAGUCUUAUCCGAAAAGUGUCGCAUCUCCUGUAUCCAGCAAUCCGGCCAAAGACGGAAUCUCGCCAUCCUUCGCGUAAGUCGAUUGGUGUACAAGGAAGCCAUAGAGAUCUUGUGGGAAGAUGAAAAAUGGGGCUUCACUUUCACCGGUCUGCAGGAUUUCGUGGAUAGCAUGAAGACCAUGCCGCUGGAAGGUAGGUCGAGAGUGCGGAAGUUGGUGGUUAGAGAGGACAGGAAUAUGGAUGUGCAGCGGAGGGGGUUUGGGUUGAAGGAGUGGUUGCAUGCUGAGUUCUGGAGGUUCGUGGGAGGAUGUCCGAGAUUGAAGUAUUUGGAGGUGCCGAGUACGAUGGGUGGGGUGCUGGCGGGAGAGGUCGUGAAGCUGGGAAGCCUGGAGGUAGUGAGUGUGAGCGUGGUUGGGUGGAUGACGUUCGUGGAGGGUAUGGAUGUGCACAGGGUGGAAAUUGGAGUUAAAAAGGGGUUUAAAAUUCGGAGCGGUGAGAUCGCGAGGAAUAGGAGGGAGAUGAAGAUGGAGGAGUGGUUGAGAAUAGCGGAUGGCAGGCGUGGCGGGAGACGGGAGACGCCCGAGUGGAUGCAAAGGGUUGAUGCGGCGUUGGAAAGAGAUCGAGAUGUGAUGGUCCAUCAGGAAGGUGGGCGGGAUUGGGUGACUGUGACGAUGGCGGAGGGAAUGCGGGUCGAAGUGGAGAUAUGGGGACUGCCAACGCAUUCAAAAGCGGAGAGGAGGAAAUUGUUUCUGCAGGAGGCAAGGAAGCCGAAGACGUUGAAGGUUUCGAGGCGAACAGUGCCUGAUCUUCCAGAACUGGGAGGUGAAAACGACGAGGAAUUGGCGAUGAUGGCGAAAAAGUCGGAUCAACGAGCAAAAAUCUGGUACGAGCAAGAAGAGGAUCAUGAGGCGCUGUUGGAAGAGCGGCGUGAUCAGAAGAAGCAAGAGGCUAAGACCGAGCGUACGAAAGAGAAGCAGAAGGAGCGGAGAAAGAUGAAGAGAAGUGAGAAGCAGUUGGCGGCGGAGAAGAAGGCGGUUGCGACGCGGGCUGGCAGGAGGGAGGUGCAGUAG